This is a messenger RNA of Hippocampus zosterae (dwarf seahorse), 2618 nucleotides long. RefSeq names its product transforming growth factor beta regulator 4 (gene fastkd4). NCBI's taxonomy places the organism in Eukaryota, Metazoa, Chordata, Actinopteri, Syngnathiformes, Syngnathidae. The transcript has 11 exons. Gene Ontology annotation, molecular function: RNA binding. The coding region runs from base 294 to 2171 and encodes 625 amino acids. Gene Ontology annotation, biological process: mitochondrial RNA processing; regulation of mitochondrial mRNA stability. Gene Ontology annotation, cellular component: ribonucleoprotein granule; mitochondrial matrix. The record is from RefSeq and is a predicted model, not a curated record.
AGUGACGUACAUUUCAUGCGACUGGCGACUUCCUGAAUAUCCAUGUGAAGCACCACAUCCAAAAGUAUUUAAUAUUAUCUGUGUGUGAGAUGCGCAUUGUUUGUGACAACAAUUUGUGCUUCGGCUCAUGCCGGCCUGCUGCUGUUUGCAAAGAAACCUGUGAGAGGGGAAGAAACUGCUGAUUUAGACGUCUUUAAGCUCCUCGACAAGGACAACUGUGGAAUGGUGCACUGGUCUACUGACAAGUGAAGCUCAUUCUCAUCUUUCUGCUGCGGCCCCGCCUCUGGAGCCCGAUGGCCACUCGUUUUUUGGGCAGAUAUGCCCGCCUGCUAUGCAGGGCCUCCCCUCAAACCGCGGCUGCCUGCUUGCCUAUGUCAGCGGCCAGCCUGGCUCAUCUGCAGAAGAAUCGGUGCCAGUCGUGGACUUCAGUGAGGUCAAUGUGUGAGAGGCGGGUGCUGGCAAAGGACGAUGUGUUUUCAAACACGCCGACUCGCACCCAGCUGGAUGAGAUGGUGGAAAAGGCUGCAGUGCCUGAGGACAUCCUGCAAGCCUGGGAACAGCACGGAGGAAAUGGUAAUCAAGCAGCUUCUACUCUGUUGGCUUGGACGAGGAUGAUGCAGAAGACGCAGGGCAGGUUUGAGCAACAGCAUGCCAAGGACUCAAGAUUGCAGGAUCUGAUGGCUACUAUAACUCAGCAGAUAUCAACAGUGUGGAACGGCACUCUUGUGUCCGUCUUGCGGGCUUUCUGGGUGAUGGGCGUUCCCGCUACGGAUUCGGUGUUGGUGUCUAUCCAAACGGAGAUCCUGUGGCGAAUCCGCCGGUUAAGCUACAAAAACCUGGGCUUCCUGGCAGAGUGGGGGACCGGGAGGAAAGUACCGCAGGAUGUGGCCAUUGUGACCGCUGCUCUAAAACAGCUGGAACUGCGCUGGACUGAAAUCGCUGAUGCCAAAACAGUCAGUGCGCUCAUUUCCAAAGGACAACACGUGUCACCUGUCCUAAUGGAGAGACUAGAGGACAAGGCUUUGGAGCUUGCUGAAGUCUUUUCAGCAGAAGAGAUUCGCAAAGUGUGCGUGUCUUUAGCUGCGCUGGGCCGCAGGUCCGUGCCUCUCCUCAGGGCUCUGUCCUACCAUCUCCUCCAGAGACCGUCGGCAGAAUUCACCACUCCGCUCAUACUCGAUAUGGCCUUUGCAUACGGCAAGCUGAGUUUCCACCAAUCCCAAGUGUUCCAGCGAAUGGCGUCCGAGUUGAUGCCCAGAGUCUCUGUACUGACCUCCGCCGACGUCACGCGCUUUGCAAAAUCAAUGGCCUUCCUAAAAUGGCUUCACAUCCCCCUCUUUGAGGCCUUUGCGGAGCACUAUGUGGAACACAGUGAGAAAUACAGCACCUUGCAGCUGUGUAACAUGCUCAUGACGUUUGCCAGACUCAACUUUCAGCCUAGCAAAGGAGACGAGUUCUUUGAAAAGGUUCAUCCCGUGCUGGAGGACUCCCUCUCAGGACUAGAGCCUUUCCUUCGGACAGAUGUUGCAUGGUCCCUGUGCGUGCUACAGCAGUCCAGGCCACACUAUCUCAACCCGCUCCUCCAGCCGGAACAUGUUGCUCGGCUGUCAGAUGGCAGUCCAAUUCGAGGGGAGAACUACAAGCAAAAGCUCCUCCAUGUCGCCGCCACACUGAACUUGGAGCAUCCCGAAUCAUCCCCAUCCUGCACGGAUGCUUUGCCCAUCCCGGCUAGUACCUCCCCCAUAACCCCACUGCAGAGCAGCCUGAGAGAGACUUUGGGCACUUUGGAGCGGAGGAAUGGCAUGCAUCGCAUCGGGGUCAGCACUGUGUAUGGAUGGACUAUUGAGGGUGAAGUGGUAGUAGAUAGCGACAACAAGCCCAUUGACUUAUCCCAGCUGAGAGCUCCUCAUCUUCCAGAUGGAGGCGGAAAGCACCCUUUACCUGAAGGGGCACGACGAAUGGCUUUUGUAGCGUGGGAAUUCCCCAACUUUGUCUCCAAGAGUAAAGACCUUCUGGGACGAUUCGCCAUGAUGAAGCGACACUUGCAACUUGCCGGCUUCAUCGUCGUGGAGGUUCCUUAUUACGAGUGGUUGGAGUUGAAGACGGAGCAUCAGAGGUUGGCCUAUUUAAAGGACAAGAUGGGCAAGGCUGUGGCCGAGGACAUGGCCAAGUGAACUGGCUCGUCUUGAUCACAAUUGCAAAAUCAAUUAAAUCACAAGCUUUUCAUAUACAAAUUGGAUCACAGGGAAUACAGUAAACACACACACACACACACUGACGCAUGCUCAUACAGACUAGUGCAGCAUUGCAGAGGAGUGCUGUUGCGCCGAAAAACAAGAAAUAUAGAUCAUAUAUAAUGGCUAUUGUUCCCAUGACAACGCAUGGGGCUUUCCCUGUUUCCAUGGAAACAAUGAGCAAGCGUUCUUGAGUCAGAAACCCAACAGCGGAGGGCUUCGCAUCUUGAUACGGUCAGUUUCAAGUUGCAACAUCUGUGAGGAAUACUCAAUCGAUACAGAACAUUUGGCCAGGAUGUUGCGAUAAGGAAGCAUUCAGUUGAUGGUCAUAGUUUAAAAUAUUUGUGUGAGUCUUCAUGUGAUGGAAUAAAAAUCUUUUAUUGCUAA